Molecule: messenger RNA, 2929 nt
Organism: Octopus sinensis (East Asian common octopus)
Lineage: Eukaryota; Metazoa; Mollusca; Cephalopoda; Octopoda; Octopodidae
Product: actophorin
Exons: 4
Coding region: 146-577 (143 amino acids)
Biological process (GO): actin filament severing; actin filament fragmentation; cell motility
Cellular component (GO): actin cortical patch; cytoplasm; actin cytoskeleton
Molecular function (GO): actin filament binding
Source: RefSeq, a predicted model, not a curated record
UCACUCGUGUGUCGUCGUUGCUGGUGGUGUUAUUGUAAAGCGGUGCCGGUUGUUGUUGUUAAUUUAGCUCUCGGCCUCCGUCUCUUCCCCAGCUGUUAAACAACCAGACUUGCAGAGAAGCUUCAAACUCUUCAACGCUAUCAAAAUGUCCUCCGGAGUUACUGUUGCAGAUGAAGUUUUAGACGCUUUUCAAGAAAUCAAAUUGAAGCAUAAACAUAGAUAUGUCAUAUUCAGACUAUCCGAAGAUUUAAAAAGUAUUGUUGUGGAGGAGCGAGCUGAAAAGGAUAAAACGUACCAAGAUUUUGUCGAGAAACUUCAAUGUGCUGCUGGAAACCAUCAGUGUCGUUAUGGAGUUUUUGAUAUGGAAUACAAACAUAAUGAUAUGUGUAGACAAAAGUUGGCCUUCUUUUUAUGGAGUCCAGAGUGUGCUACAAUAAAACAGAAAAUGAUAUAUACAAGCAGUAAGGCUUGUCUCAAGUCAAAACUUCAGGGAGUUGGUGUUGAAAUUCAAGCAACAGAUGAUUCUGAAUUGGAACAGACAGUUGUUUUAGAGAAGUGUCGUGACAAAUCACAAUGAUAUUCAUGGCCUGAACUCUUCCAACCACCUUCAGCACAAAUUGUCUUCUACUUAUUAUUUUUUUUAUAUUUUCUUUGAUCUAAAUUUUAAUGUAAACUUGCUGCCAUAACUGCAAAAUACCAAAACUAUUUAGACUCCUACUACAAGAAUUUUAACUUUCUAUUUCAACAAUUCAUUGAUUCAUUUGAAAAAAUGUUACUGGUGCCUUUGAACUACUGGCAAUGUCGACACAAUGAGUUACCAAUACCAAAAAACCUCCUGGUGGAAAACUCAUUGCAAUUAUUUCAGGAUAAUAACAGCAACCACAAUGAUAGCAAUACUGGCACAGAUAUACGAAUUUGUAGAUUAGUUAAACAAUUAAUUGUAUUUGGUAAAUUGUUUGAAAGCAAAUCAACAUGUUUCUUGAUUAAGAGAUACAAUGCUGAAAAAAAUAAAAAAAAUUCACUUAUUUAAAAGUCUUCUUGAUAUUUUCUCAAUAAAUUUGAAAUUUUUCUUUAGACUUAAGAGAAUAUAUUAACUUUGUGAAAGAGGUUAAAAUUACAGAUUUAAUAAAUAAUAAAUAUUUGUUUGGGUUUAAUGACAAACUACGCAAUAAGUCUAUCUUUUAUAAGGAAUAAUAUUUAAAUUAAUUACAAUUUUAACGAUGAAGAUAUGUACAUAUUUGGAAUAAUUAUCUUGACUUAUCUAAAUUAAUAUUUUAUUGUUGUAACAGAACAAAACAAAAAAAAGACAAACACUGAAUUUCUGCUUAAGCCAAGAAUGUUGACUUCUGUGUUUGUGUAGAGAAUGAAGCAAAAUGUUGCUUGUUAUUCUGUUAGAUCUACUGUUAGAUGUUAAUUUCAGGGACUUGUUUAUUUACAUAAAAUGUUUAAAUGUUAUACAUAUAUUUGACACAUUGAAAUAACAGUUGAAUAUCUCUCUUGUUAAAUUUCCUUGUUGAAAGUUUGUUGGUGGUGAAGGUAUUAAUGAUACUAUAUACCUAUGGCUGUUAUUACAUCUUACUAGCUUGUCAACAGCAAUACCAUACUCUUCACGGCCCACCGGCCUGGUAUUGUUGUAUGUCAAAUCAAUUCCUUAUUUAAUUCGUUCGCCAUAUGAAAUAUGAUAAACUUAUUCAAGACUUAUUGUAGGUAAAACAAUCCAACUCAUUUUCUAAAUAUGUGCCUUCCUCACUUAAAAUCUUUAUAAUUAUUUCAAUAUAAAUCAUGUGAAGACAAGACUGGUGUUGUUACUUUGUACUAUAAAAUUGCUUGCAUAAAACUCCAAAAUAAAAUCUGCAACAAUCCACAAGUAUGUUUAGUUUAAUGGAACUUUUCAGACUUUUUAUAGUUGAUGUUGUCUAUUGUUUGCGUUAACCACAAUUAUUACAACUUGUUCUGCAUUAAUACUUUUGUGUUAAGAAUUUUGUGUAAUAUUUAAAAACAGAAGACAUACUGUUUGUUUUGUUUUGUUUUAACUAAACUAUUUGCCUCUCAAUCAGUAGAAUUAUGUAAAUCAUCUGCCCCUUUCCCACUUCCUUCAUAGAAUGGUUUGUUUGGAAAUACAGGCUUGAGAUCUUCUAAAGUAGAAUUUAUUUCCUUUUAGGAAUCUUGUAAUUUUGAAGUGAGAUUUGAAGUAAAGGAGAAAUUCUCUCUUACAGUUUAGAUGUACUCUCAUCUGGAAUGGUGUCCACCGGACUAAUUCUUUGCCAUAUUUAGUGUUAGCCCAAUAUAGUUUAAAUUCCACUCGGGUUGACUUUGCUUGUCAUCACUUUGAGUCGAAGGCAUGGGGCAAUAAAACAGGUACCUGUUAUAUACUGGGGUUUAUUGAGUUGCAUUAAUUCCUCAUUGACAAGAAAUCAAUAUGUCAUAUCUUUGAAUUAGUUUUAUUUCAUUUUUACUCCAAAUUAUUGUUUAGGAAUUCAAACUGUUGUGAAAACUUUCUGGAAACAACAAUUUCUUAAAAACUCUGGGGCUUCAAAUUGAGUUUGAUUUUUUUUUUUUUUUUUUUUUUUUAACCAAAUUUUGAAGGCUAUAAACAAUAGGUGCAUUUUAAGAGAAGAAAAUAAAAACUAGUUGUGCAGUUCUGCCUUUGUUGUUGGUAACUCAAAUUAUUUCUGUUUCUCUUGAGAUAAACUUGAAUGGAGUUGGAAGAAUAAUUUACUGCAUUCAUUUUUGUCUGUUAGGCCAAAGAUUUUCAAAUUUUAAUCCGAAAUUUCAUUGCUUUCCUCAUGGAUCACCAGUAAUAUCUAAGAGGAACUAUUUCAUUGCAUUGCUUCUGAAUUCAGUGCAAAAAAUAUUUGAAUAAAUAAAAUAAACUGAAUAUGAAUAAAAUAUUUUAACUUCUUUGUUUAAAUAAAGUUUUUUUUAUUUG